Molecule: messenger RNA, 473 nt
Organism: Moneuplotes crassus
Lineage: Eukaryota; Ciliophora; Spirotrichea; Euplotida; Euplotidae
Source: the annotation of a GenBank genome assembly
UUAGGAUUGUUCUUUGUGGAAUAUUUUUUGAACUUCUCUGCUCAUGAAGGGAAGUCAGAUCAUGGUUUUAAGAACCUUCUUUGCCAUUGCUUCAAGUAAAAGUUUUGUAGGAAGAUGGCUUAAUGAUUCAGGGGUAGGAAUUUCAUCAUCCCAAAAUUCGACCUCAGCUUUAGACCCUUCCUCUUGAUCAUCCUCUUGAAGAUGAAUAAGAUCAUUAAGAUACUUAUUACGCACUUUCUUCGUAAUGGACUCUUCUUCAUCAUUACUUGUAAGGUCAACUACUUCUUUCUCAACUUCUUUAGGUUCAUCUUUCUCUCUAUCCUCUACUCCUUUUUCUUUCGCUUUCUCUGUAUAAAUCCUUUCUGUGGCUUUCUUGUCAGAGGCCGUAUUAGAGGCUUGGUUAACUUUAGGCUUAUCUUCAUGAUCCUCUUUAAUCUCCUUAUAGACAUAAUCCUGCAACUUAUUAUCAAUUU